Acaulospora morrowiae is the source of this 1152-nucleotide messenger RNA. NCBI's taxonomy places the organism in Eukaryota, Fungi, Glomeromycota, Glomeromycetes, Diversisporales, Acaulosporaceae. The record is from the annotation of a GenBank genome assembly.
AAAAUCGUUAAGCAUGAAAAUCGGAAAACACUUUCCGUGAUAACUGUGCAAUGUGGCAUAUCAUUUGGAAACACAAUACAAUUCUCAUACCAGUAUUGCUUUUGGAGAUUCCAUAAAAGUAAUGUACUUGACAUUGAGGGGUUAGUGAAACGAGACACUGAAUGUUUAUCGAUUUCACAAACUAUCAUUCUUAAUCGUACGAAUUAUUCCUUGACCAUGGAUCUAAUUGACGAUAUUAUUGUUAGACAUGAAGUCAAUAUUUUUGAUUAUAACGAAUUUACUGAUAUGGUGGGCAUUGGAGAGGGUGGAUUUUGCACCGUAGAGAAAGCGUACUGGAAAACUCGUGGGUUAACGGUCGCUCUGAAGAGUUUAAAAAUUGAACGAAAUGAAAAAUAUAUCAAAGAAUUUGCUAAAGAGCUUCAGAUUUUGUGCAGAAUCAGGAUGCAAUAUCAUCCCAACAUUAAUCAAUUUUAUGGAGUUGCGAAGGAACAUCGUGAUGAUAAACCCACACUACGCCCAAUGGUCCAUGAGGUCUUUAAGGUUUUAAGUGAGAUGAUGUCAGAAGAGGUUCCAGAACCCUCUGCAUCAUUCCCUGUCAGAGAAGGCGUUGAAUCCAAUACCACCUUAAGAGAAGAAAUCACAUCUAUUCCAAUAGACUCCGACUCAGUAUUAAUUAAAUCAGACCAUUUUGAAAAAAAAAUUCCUUCACUUGUAUUUCGCUUGCUCAUUCGUGGAAGUCGAGACGGAUUUACGCCACAAAUAUUUCAUCAAAAAUGUGACAAUAAGGGUCAAACCCUGACAGUUUUGAAGAUAAAAGGCACUAACGAAAUUAUAGGAGGGUUUAAUCCGUUUAGCUGGGAAUCGCCGCCCGAGGCAAGAUACUACUAUACAAAAAAGAGUUUUAUUUUUAAAAUAGAUCCGUCUGAUUCAAGAAACAUGGUGUUUAGUAAGGCAAGGCAUCAUGAAUCAAUUAAAUCGGGAAAACAUUAUGGUCCGUAUUUUCGUGGUGAUUUGGCUAUGGAAGGAGAAAACUUUAGCGAAGAUUGUAGAUGUCAAACGUUUCACCUGUAUUACGAAAAAGCCAUUAGGUCAACGGAAGAAAUGUUUUCAGUGGAAGAGUAUGAGGUAUUUCAAGUGAUAAAAAGUUCAUGA